Messenger RNA from Thalassophryne amazonica, 5678 nucleotides. RefSeq names its product yippee-like 1 (gene ypel1). The transcript is spliced from 6 exons. The record is from RefSeq and is a predicted model, not a curated record. The coding region runs from base 554 to 913 and encodes 119 amino acids. Lineage: Eukaryota; Metazoa; Chordata; Actinopteri; Batrachoidiformes; Batrachoididae.
UGAUGGUCGCGCGCACACAGCCCGCCUCUCUGCAGUCUGCAAUGUUGUGUUUACCUGCGUGCUGCUGCUCAGAUAUGAUCAAGCAACACAUCUGAGGAAUACACAGUCUUACCCUGCAACACGACGAUUCUCGUGUUGCAUUUGUCAACAUUUUUUUUUCUUUUUAAUAGAGGAGCGACCUAAAAUGAAUUAUUCGAGUCUAUAGGAUUGGACGCGCGUCCUCGACGCCAGGACAGCAAGGGUAAGACGAGGACAGGCUGUUGUCCCAGACAGGGCACCCUCCUCCUCUACAGCGGUGCGUUCAACUACAUUGUGGAAAAAAGAAAGAGCGCCUCUGCAGUUCCAAAACAGCACCUGCCAAAGCUUUGGUACCCCCGCCUAGGAGGUUUGAUUUUCUCCUGUGGUGUCUGUGUGGAGCGUGCCACACACCCACUCCACAACAACGACGGCUUUUGCUUGCAUCUUCCAGUGUUUCUUCUGUCAGCAAGUCCAGCAGAGCUGCAACUCUUCCAGUGCCAGCCCUGACACAAACGAAGAGCCCUGCCCCACUGACAUGGUGAAGAUGACCAAGUCCAAGACUUUCCAGGCCUACCUGCCCUCCUGCCAUCGCACGUACAGCUGCAUCCACUGCCGGGCGCACCUGGCCAAUCACGACGAGCUCAUCUCAAAGUCAUUUCAAGGCAGUCAAGGAAGAGCCUAUCUCUUUAAUUCAGUGGUGAAUGUCGGCUGCGGGCCAGCGGAGGAGCGGGUUCUCCUUACAGGUUUACAUGCUGUCGCUGAUAUUUACUGUGAAAACUGUAAAACCACCCUGGGCUGGAAAUAUGAGCACGCCUUCGAGAGCAGUCAAAAGUACAAAGAGGGAAAGUUCAUCAUCGAGCUGGCUCACAUGAUCAAGGACAACGGAUGGGAGUGACCCCUCGGCCACGCCACUAUUCCCUCACCUUGGAAUGCUCUUUCUUGAACUGUGUGGAGCGAAAUCCAUUGACUGGUCCACCCCCUCCUGAUGUAUACCACCUCCCCAACACACACACACAUGCACACACACCUCCUUCACGUGCACACACCCACCUGUUCAUCAUGAACCUGAAGAGAACUGACAUGAAAAAAAGAGGAGCAAAUGUGAACCAUCACGCCACAGGAGUCUCGUCAUUUCUUUGUGCGUUCUCCGCUGCGGCUCCGGAGUUUUGGGUUGGCCGACCCGCUCACCCCCUUAAACCAUGCUUACAAAGUGAUUGUGGCGAUAUGGCGACCACUACGUGCAAGGAGAAAGACUCCGCUGAGAGGACUUAUGUUUUCUUUUUAUUUCACUCAAUAGCGGGUAAAGUAUUUUGUUUUGUUUAUUUGCGUUGAUGGCAGAUGGAUGUUACUGGAUAGCAUUUUAUUUUCCCGCCAUGUUGGUCGUUUGUGUUUGCUUUUUGGCUUGUGACUCUGCAUAGAGCUGAGCAUGCUUUUCUUUGCUGAUGUCCAAAAGAGCAAUCGGGGACAGGCGAUGGGGGUGGAGGGAGUUUAUCCUAGUUACAAAUAUGUAGCAACAUCUUGCUUCUUAUUUUUUCUUCUUUUUUUUUUUGUUUUUUUGUUUUGAAGGACGGGAUUGUAGUCAUGUGAGAUUUUAUACCUGAGGUUUUUAUUGAUAUCCUUAAUUUUUAUUAUUACUUCUUUGGAAAUUUCUUUACUUCCCCUCUUCUGGUACUGUUCAGCACCCAAAAAGCAGUGAAAGCAGCACCUAGUAUUUCUUUGAUAUAAAUGGAUAUAUACAUAAAUUAUAUAUUAAAAAAAUCUAUAGAUAUAUAAAUAUUUGUAGUGUUUUGGCUCAGUGCGAUUGUGGCUGGUCCCAUUUUUGCAACAGUAACUUAACUGAAAGAGAAAAGCAGCAAAUGUAGUUUCUACACCGGGGGAAGCAAACAUCAGCGUCUACGUGUCAUAAAGUGUUAUGACAGUGUUUUAUUCCAUUGUCUAGUAAUGAUAUAUGAUUACAUUUCCAUAAAAACUAUGAAAAUGUUUGUAGAACGUAGAUAUUGGCUCAUGGAUUCUAUAUAUUAUACAUCUAUAUAUACUUUGUGUCAUGCACAUAUGUAUAUAUGCAUAUGAUGUGUGUGUAUAUGCAUUGUAUGUGUGUGUGUGGUCACGCAUUACACUGUGGCAUACUUGAAUGACGCUACUUUGUUUGCACUUUGCAGAGGUUUUUUUGGGGGGGGGGUUGUUUGAGUUUAGAGACAAAGGUUCAUCUGCCUGCAGAGAUCAAAGUGACGAGCACCACGCUUGGAAGGUUCGCUCGUUCGUUCCCGUCAGGAUGAGCCACCUUCACAGUGAGAUUUAUUUAUUGGUUGGAAUUGCUCCUCUUAAUGUUUCCGAUUGUUUUAUUUUUUUCCCUUUCUUUCAUUCUUAAUCAUAUGGACUCGUUUUGCUUGAUUUCUCUGCCUCCUUUGUUUUUGAAUUCCGAGUGUAUUUUCAAGUACUUUGCUGCUAUCUUUGAGAACGUGUCGGUCCUCUAACCCCAACCCCUACCACUCUACUCGGAUUCGGCUCUCCCUCAGAGCAUGUAAACGGUGUCUUUGUGGAUGCUGCCACUGAUUUACCUCAAGGCCAGCUGAACCUUGUGCCUCUUUAAAGCUCGAACAGCCUCUCCUUUCCUGUCGUGCAGUGUAUAACUCCAAACGUGUGAACCGAUGUGUCUUCCCUUUCUGGUUCAACCCCCCCCAAAAAAACAUUCUUCACCAAAUCCCCAUUGGCCCUCUGCCCUCUUUUUAAACUGAGGUAUUUUCCCAAACCUGAAUGCUACACAGACAUAUUUUCUAUGUUAAAAUCUCGAGGUGCAGAAAUGGAUAUUCAGUGUAUUAUUAUUCGUCAGGGUAAAUCCUAGAGGAGAUGAUUAGGCAUAGCCGAGGUGGCUAACAGUUGCCCGGGUUCUAGGUGGCAGGGUGAGAUUGGAGAGAUUUAAAAUCCACAGUGAUUGAUUACUUUGCCGGCAAGGUCAGUCAGAUCACAAGACCUUUUAAUCUAAAACGAUGACAAUGCAAACCCUAAAUAGUUAGCAGUGAUACCUACUUGAAUCUAUAGACGUGAACAGCUGAAAUAUUGGCCUGCGUUAGUUUUUGUACAUAAAGUAACAUAUUUAAGGUUUUAUACGUAUUUCUACUGGGUUAGUUCUUUUACUUCCCCAACUUGAAGCACUUUUGUUCAUUGUACCUCUGGCUGUGAGUGUGAGCGUGCGUGUGCCCCCCCCACCCAAUGCACAUGCUGAUGAAUGUCGAGUUUCUUUUCCUCGGAGUGUUUAUUUUCUCUAUUUUUAACUUAGACGUGCUUUCCUUGCUCAGCCUGUUUUCCCUUCGCUGUCUCUCCCGGUGAUCUGCAAGGUCGAGAGUCAGGUUGGUUUGUCCUGAGGGUGAUUUUUAUUCCCGUUUUUAGUUAGGAUUUGUCCUGUCAGUUAGCGUGUUUGUUUAGCUCGUGGUGUUUAGGUCUCUGCUGAACCAUGUAGACGUCGAGGGCGAGCUGGAAUCUCCCACCGUGUCGCAGGGAGAGCCUUUACCAACACCCUUUCACCACAGUAGUCUGCAUCACCUGUAUAGACGGCUUUCAGGUGAUGCUACGCAGCCGCCAUAUUGGAGGUCCAGACCUUUUUUGCAGAGCUGGCAACAAAUGGCAAGAUUGUGUUUGUAUAUUUACCACGUCACAUCGUGAAGACAAAAUUCAGGUGGAUUAAUUGCUUUUGUCUGUCUCCUGUUCAAUUUUAGUUUUCAGCAAGUUAGCUUGUUGGCUAGCUUACUGUCCACUGUAUUCCAGUUUAGGGGCUGCAUCCAGUGAUGUCUGGAAAAUGCCGUAACAAAUGGAAGUAGACGCAUACAGCACAUACCAACACCCAACAAUCCUGUUCAUCAGACAUGAACUUGUAUAAAAUGCAGUUUUCACCAAAGUACAAAUUAUCCAGUGGUAAUGAAACGUAAAGUAAAAGUCAUCUCGUGUUUAUAGCUGGCUUAAGAUGUUCCUUUUCUUUGACUUAAAAACAAGCAAGGGUUUUUUUUUUUUUUGGAAAUUUAUUCGUUGACUUAUAACGUUUGAAGAUAUCAGACAGCUGUUGGGACACUGUUAUCUGGAUCCACUCUUAGUUGUUUUUAGCAGGCACCACUAAGUGUCAUGAUUGUCUAUCAGAUCUUUGGAACGAAAUCUGUGAAUAGACGGGACCAAAAAUACUACAGAGUAACUUGAAUAAUUAAAACACCCAGAGAAAAUACAGCCUUAAUUUCAGUUUGAAACCCUCCGUGUUUAUAGUCAUGCGGCUUGGACGCUUACCAGUGUCCUAAGAUCAUGAUUGAUUAUCUGUGGUACUAGGUCUCUAUGGAGGAUCCUUGGGUACCACUGGAAUUACUGUGUCAAAUAAAAACAGUUGCUUAGGGAGACUGAGAUGAGGAGUACCACUUGCAUUGUGAGGGAACACUGGCUAUGACAUUUUGGCCAUGUGGCAGGUUUCUCUGAGUGUGAUUCAGAGACAGGCACCUCACUGUUGAAGACCCCAGUGUGUGGAGAAGUCCAAGAGGACACCCAUGUUUCACCUAAUUGAGACAGAAGGAUUGGCUGUCUGCUGAGGUGGUUACCAUUCCGAAUCCAAUGUGGUUCUGUUGAGAGGUUGAUGUGGCAACACACGGCACCAGUGAAUGCUCCUAAACCUGAGCUGAUGUGUCAUGAAGUCCACUCUGUGACAGUCAGAUGGAAAAUGGCACAGUCAAGUGUCCUGUAAAACUGGAAAUAUCACAGAAUCUUGUGGUGUUCUGCUGGUAUCUACCACUUUAUCAUCCAAUUGCUUAUCAUUUGGUGGGACAAAACAUGAAAAUGUUGACUCUAGGCAUGGAUGAUAAAAGCUGAAAUUCACUACUGGCUUUGUUUUGGUUUGCAGCUCCUCUGCUGGGAAGCAGCAUAAAUCUGGUCAGAAAACCCAGCAAACAGAUUUACCUUGCCAGCUCUUUUAAAGUUACUGAACGGACCUAUACGACAUUUUGCUGUUACAUGCAACCAGUCGUUUUUCCUUGAAGAGACCUCCAUGCUGGUGCCAGCAGUGGUUGCUGGGAGUUUUUGUUUUAAACCUUCUGUACUCUCCCUUCGACCAGUCGGUCCGUGCUGAAGCAGCAAAAAGCAGUCGCCAGUGUCGUAUGUACCAAAUAAGAAGCAGGUUCUGUUGAAUGCAUCGGUGUCGGACGCCAGGGAUUAUGUUCGACCCGGAGCGCCCCCUGCAGAUUCAACUGCUUUACCAAAAUGAAAGUGUGUGUCGAAUGUUUUGAUUCUAUGAAAGUUUGCUUCAAAGCAGCCUGGAAAAGAAAAACACAAUGUAGAUAUUUGCUGCUGAAACCUGUUUAGUUUUUAAGAUUUUUUUUUUUUCUUCUUUUGUGACACUGGCUUCAUACUUUUUGAGCUGUUGUACCUGAAAGGACGUCGAUCAAACGUUCUUUUGUUAGGAAGGUUAAAACACAGUUUAAGGUCUAAAGCAUGUUGUAUUUAUAAUAGCUAUAUGUUGUGCCUGUUUUUUUUUUGUUUUUUUUUCCUAAAAUUAAAAGACAAAAUAUUCUAUUCUUUUUAUUUGACUGCAUUGCUUUGCAUUCUGUCUUAGUAAAAACCAUGUCACAUGUCUGUUUUCACUCUAAUGUAAAGUAUCAGAUAUCACAAUAAAUUUUCAGUGGCAUUCAGUUCAA